This is a messenger RNA of Cylas formicarius (sweet potato weevil), 852 nucleotides long. RefSeq names its product 15-hydroxyprostaglandin dehydrogenase [NAD(+)]-like. The transcript is spliced from 5 exons. Gene Ontology annotation, cellular component: cytoplasm. NCBI's taxonomy places the organism in Eukaryota, Metazoa, Arthropoda, Insecta, Coleoptera, Brentidae. Bases 25 to 834 code for a protein of 269 amino acids. The record is from RefSeq and is a predicted model, not a curated record. Gene Ontology annotation, molecular function: oxidoreductase activity, acting on the CH-OH group of donors, NAD or NADP as acceptor.
CCAACCGAACCCGCAGAUAACGCAAUGGUGUUUGAAGUAAAGGAUAAAGUCGCCUUGAUCACCGGCGGUGCUUCUGGUAUUGGACUGAGAUACGCAAAAGAAUUGCUAAAACAGGGGGCAAAGGGUGUCGUUCUGGCUGACAUCGACCCCGAUUUCGGUGCCACUGCUCUGGCGGAAAUCGACAAUGAAUUUGGGAAGAAUAAAGCGAUUUUCGUGAAGACCGAUGUGAUCGACAUACAACAAUUCGAAAAUGCGUUUAAAAAGACCGUUGAAACAUUCAAAAACGUUGACAUUCUUAUCAACAAUGCCGGAAUUUUAAACGAGAAAGCGUGGGAAAAAGAAAUACUCCUCAACGUGAAUGGUGUGGUAAAUGGAGUUCUCCUGGGCUUGGAGAACUAUUUGCAAAAAUACAGGUCGGGAUCGGAAGCAGUCAUAGUCAAUGCGUCUUCGAUCGCAGGAGUUGAAGCUUAUGGCGCUAUUCCCAUCUACUGCGCUACAAAAUUUGCCGUAAACGGAAUGACACUCUCUUGGGGUCAUCCCUUUCACUACGAGAGGACGAAAGUCAAAGUAGUCGCCAUUUGUCCGGGUGUAACCGAGGUCCGUUCGAUCAGCGAUGUGGCGAUCAGAAAUCUGGGUCCAGCUUACGAAGAAAUAAGACGUAUUGAAGUUCCAAAAUGUAAAUCUCAGAAGCCGGAACAUGUGGCGGAAGCUACGAUAGAAGUCUUACGGAAGGCUGAGUCUGGGACUGUGUGGAUCAUUGAAGCCGGCGAAGCCCCUUACAAGUUCGUUUUUCCUGACCGAUUUAAGCUGUCCGAGAAAAUAUUUUUGAAAUAAAUCUUAAAUAUUACGAAA